AGGAGCGUUCCAUUCGGCCAGCGGUGGGCGGUUGCCACAGCUGGUUUAGGGCCCCGACUAUUGGGGCCCCUUGUCAGGAGGAGGCAGCCUCCGGGCUGGGGAGGAGAAGUCGCUGCCACCUCUGGCAGCUGACGCGGUCCCCUGGGAAGGUGCACUUCCUGCCCUCAGUUCCCGGCCGAGUUCGGUCUCCCGGGUUCAGGGCCCGGCUCCCCUUCCUGGUCUCUCUUCUCCCGCUGGGCCGGUUUAUCUGGAGGAGAUUGUUUUCCAGGGCUAGAAAUUGGACUUUUGAUGAUGUUUGACCCCGCGGCAGCAAUAGCAGGCAUCGUGAUAUCAAAGCUGGGCUCAGCUUCUGUUUCUUCCCUCUUGUAAUCACAAAGCCCAUUUUGGACCAGGAAUUCCAAUCAUGUCUGUGAUGGUGGUGAGAAAGAAGGUGACACGGAAGUGGGAGAAACUCCCAGGCAGGAACACCUUCUGCUGUGAUGGGCGAGUCAUGAUGGCCCGGCAAAAGGGCAUCUUCUAUUUGACCCUCUUCCUCAUCCUGGGGACAUGUACACUCUUCUUCGCCUUCGAAUGUCGCUACCUGGCUGUCCAGCUCUCUCCUGCCAUCCCUGUGUUUGCUGCCAUGCUCUUCCUUUUCUCCAUGGCUACACUGUUGAGGACCAGCUUCAGUGACCCUGGAGUGAUCCCUCGGGCCCUACCAGAUGAAGCAGCUUUCAUAGAAAUGGAGAUAGAAGCUACCAAUGGUGCAGUGCCCCAGGGCCAGCGACCACCUCCUCGUAUCAAGAAUUUCCAGAUCAACAACCAGAUUGUAAAGCUGAAAUACUGUUAUACAUGCAAGAUCUUCCGACCUCCCCGGGCCUCCCAUUGCAGCAUCUGUGACAACUGUGUGGAGCGCUUUGACCAUCACUGCCCCUGGGUGGGGAAUUGUGUUGGAAAGAGGAACUACCGCUACUUCUACCUCUUUAUCCUAUCUCUCUCCCUCCUCACGAUUUAUGUCUUCGCCUUCAACAUCGUCUAUGUGGCUCUCAAAUCCUUGAAAAUUGGCUUCCUGGAGACGUUGAAAGAAACUCCUGGAACUGUCCUAGAAGUGCUCAUUUGCUUCUUCACACUGUGGUCCGUCGUGGGACUGACUGGAUUUCACACUUUCCUCGUGGCUCUCAACCAGACAACAAAUGAAGACAUCAAAGGCUCAUGGACAGGGAAGAAUCGCGUUCAGAAUCCCUAUAGCCAUGGCAACAUUGUGAAGAACUGCUGUGAAGUGCUGUGUGGCCCCUUGCCCCCCAGUGUGCUGGACCGAAGGGGUAUUUUGCCACUGGAGGAAAGUGGAAGUCGACCUCCCAGUACUCAAGAGACCAGUAGCAGCCUUUUGCCACAGAGCCCAGCCCCAACAGAACAUCUGAGCCCAAAUGAGAUGCCGGAGGACACCAGCACUCCUGAAGAGAUGCCACCCCCAGAGCCCCCAGAGCCACCACAGGAGGUGACUGAAGCUGAGAAGUAGCCUAUCUAUGGAAGAGACUUUUGUUUGUGUUUAAUUAGGACUGUGAGAGAUUUAAGGGGAGAAGAUAAACCUGAGACAGAGAGCAAGUGAGCUGUCCCUUUUACUGUUUUCGUUUGGUCUUUAUUCACCCAACUGCACACUGGCAUUUUCUUGCUGCAAGCUUUUUUUAAUUUCUGGACUCAAGGCAGUCACAGAAGAUGUCAGUCACCUCUGGUAACUGGACAAAUGGGUCUCUUGGGCCCUGGCACUGGCUUUCCAUGGCCUCAGCCACGGAGUCUCCUUGGACUCCCUUGUCUUUCCUCCAGAUCCCAGCUUUCCUGCUUGGGAUCAUUGGUCCAAUUCUGGGGUUAAAGGUUCUUGAGACUGGCUCAAAUCCUUUCAAGCUGCUGCAUGUCAUGAGUCCAGAGACAGUCACAGAGAACCCUGACCAGGGAAUCCUAAUUAGAUUCUUGGGGCCUUCAGAAUUGAAGAGGCUAGAGAGUGGGCGUGGAGGAUUCUCCUGGCUACAAAGUGCCAACAUUGCCAGCAAAUCCUUUCAGGAACGGGGCAGGUAACUUCCACUUGUAUUUAUUCAUGUAGCUUCUCCUUUGUCUCCUGCCCACUCUCUAACACCCAGGCCCCACUCUUCCAGUUAGAUAUAUGUAAGUAGUUACUGUAGAGAUAACAAUUCAUAUUUCUUGUAGACUGUCCGGAAACUUUUUAAUACCUGUGCCAUUCUUAGUAAGAAUUUAUGAGAUGCCAAUGGCAUGGCCCCUCGCACUCUUUGUCUCAUCUCUCCUCCUUUCUCGUUAGCCCCUUUUGUUUUCCUUUUGACUCCUGCUCCCACUAGGAGCAGGAACGGCAGUAAUAAAAGUCUGCACUUUGGUGGUUCCUUUUCCUCAAAGGAAGCCUGAGUGCUCGCUUAAACACUACCCCCUCAGACUCCCUGUGUGAGGCCUGUAGAGGCCCUGAAUGCACAAAUGGGGAAACCAAGGCACAGAGAGGCUCUCCUCUCCUCUCCUCUCCCCCUAUGUCCCCUCAAAAAAGAAAAAAAAAAGAAUAACCAGUACUUCCAUUAGGCCUCGGCUGAGUGAGGAGGGAAAGCCCAGCACUGCUGCCCUCCAGGGUAAACCCACUCCAAGGCCUUGGCCCACCUCGGGCUUGGUAACCACACGGGGGCUUCCUCCAAGCCCCACUCUUCCAGCACUUCCACCGGCAGAGUCCCAGAGCCGCUUCAUCCUGGGGGUGGGCCAUGGCCCCCAGUCAGCUCUGCUCAGGACCUGCUCUAUUUCAGGGAAGAAGAUUUAUGUAUUAUAUGUGGCUAUAUUUCCUAAAGCACCUGUGUUUUUCUCUUUCUAAGCCAGGGUCCUGUCUGGAUGACUUACGGGGAGGGGGGGAAGUGUAAACCAGAACUUUUAAUCUAUUUGAAGGUGAUUAAACUGUGUCUAAUGCAAA
Lutra lutra (Eurasian river otter) is the source of this 2932-nucleotide messenger RNA. It is a transcript of the gene ZDHHC9, whose product is annotated as zinc finger DHHC-type palmitoyltransferase 9. Gene Ontology annotation, molecular function: protein-cysteine S-palmitoyltransferase activity. The record is from RefSeq and is a predicted model, not a curated record. Gene Ontology annotation, cellular component: Golgi apparatus; endoplasmic reticulum. The coding region runs from base 404 to 1498 and encodes 364 amino acids. Gene Ontology annotation, biological process: peptidyl-L-cysteine S-palmitoylation; protein targeting to membrane. Lineage: Eukaryota; Metazoa; Chordata; Mammalia; Carnivora; Mustelidae. The transcript has 11 exons.